AUGGGCGUGCCUCGCCUCGUCCGAAACAGCGUGAGGAUCUUUUAUUAUGAUGUUGAUUAUUAUCCGGCUCGUUUUCCGCGACUACCACUAUAUUUAUCUCCUUGACACUUUCCGCACAUGAAUUUAAAAGACGCAGGUGAUCAUUGUGAGGAAGCCCUGCCCACGGGCAACGAGACUACAGAAAACACACCAUGCGUCCCUGGACCGCCGUCCCGCGUUUUCUUCCAGGAAAACGGGGUUUUCAGUAAGGUUUCUUCGGAACGUUCCUUCAUUGAUCUGGUUCGUCAGCGGUUCCAUCACGUAUCAGCAUCAGUUAAUGCUUUCGGGGACGCAAAUCAACCUCAUGUUAAGUCCCCUCAUUUCAGUGGUAGAAAGAGAACACUACAGAAGAGUGGACCAGAUUUUACGCAUCUUAAUGAUGCGUCGGAUGACUCCGCAUCCUUGGAUUUGAAGAAAGGUCUCAGUUGCUCAGACAGUUUGAUUCAACUGAGUGGACGUGUGCACUUUAUGUAUGAGCGAAUUCUACGCAAUCACGUAGAGUCGACUCCGUCUAAAAGUCCGAGUUCCUCAUCAUCAAGUUCGGAUAGCUCAAUUUAUUCUUCCUGUGACGAUCUCUCCUCUGUGACGACGUCUUCCUCGACUUCAUCCUCCGGUUCAUUGGCUCCACCAGAGCCACCUGAUGGUGGUUGGGGCUGGAUUAUCGUGGUAGCUGCCUUCUUCGUUCACCUUAUAACCGACGGCGUACCCGUUGCCUUUGGAAUUUUUAUUGAAGACUUGUUUGAAGACUUUAACGUCACACUAAGCAUGACAUCCUGGGUGGGAUCAUUCGCUUUUGGAAUCCCCUGUCUGGCUGCACCGUUAGCGUCCGUUUUGAUAAGCAAAUUCGGUUGUCGCAGUGUGUGUAUAAUCGGGGGGUUUGUCAGUGCCAUUGGCUGCACCAUGUCUUUCUUCUCCAGGACCUUGUUUCAACUCAUUUGGACGUUUGGUGUUCUUUCGGGGAUUGGCUGCAGUCUUUCAUCUACGGCAGCUCUCAUCAUUGUGUCUCUCUAUUUCGAGGAUCAGCGGGCUACGGCUACUGGCCUAUCCAUUGCAGGCUCUGGGGUGGGAGCAUUUAUAUUUGCCCCAUUGGUCGAGAGACUCAUUUCGCUAUAUACCUGGCGAGGUGCCAUGCUAAUUCUCUCUGGUGUAUUUGCAAAUCUCAUUGUAUGCGGUGCACUCAUGCGCCCUAUAGAAACCCGAAAAGAAAGGAAAAAACGCCAACUUCUUGUCUGCAUGGAGAACUUCGCCAAAGAAUCAGGCUUCAAACUGCCCCAGGUUUACUUAAAUAGCGAAGAUGAGCGCACGGAUGUGCGAAUUCAUUUGCUCAGAAAAUUGUUAACGAGCCCCGUUUUUCCGGAGUCUUCUACUUCAUCUUCGAGUUCUUCAUUAGUCAAGCCUGGCUGUGAGCCAUCAAAAAAUCAGGCAGAAAAUCAACGCCGACGUAAUUCAUUGGAAUCCGAGACUCAGCCUCAGUCAUUGUCCUGUUCCUCAAACGCCUUGUGCUCAAAUUGCACUUCUUCCUCUGAUUACCAAAGACGGGUAGCGCGCAAGUCGCGCAUACAAAACGUGACUUUAGAAACCUUACCUGAGGAGGAAGCAUAUAUAGGCCCUUCUGGCGUGCGUUCCAUCCAUUUGGAGGAGCCUAGCCACCAAACUCCACCUGUACAAAGUGCCGAUUCCAGCGAUAAAUUUGCAAACGGUUUUCUCCACUCAAAACUAUCUCAUUUUCUCGAGGACCUGCACAAAUCAAAACGAUGCACUUGGCCCCCUUAUCCUUCCGCACAUGAAUUUAGAAAUCAAGACUGGCCGAGCAAACGUUUUCGGCUUUUGAGUUACGAGCCAAUGGGAAAGUACGUAUUUGCCGUGACAAGUUGCGAACGGCUCGUGUGUAUGAAAAAUUCAAAACCUCGGGAAGUCGUCCCUUCCACAGGCGGCGCAGAAUCUGGGAUUUUAGGUUCAUCCGUACCCGAGCUCCAUUGUCCAAACCCGCCGUUAACAGCUUCGGGACGGCUCCGCACAAAUAAUCCGCACUCAUUGUGCAAACCACACCAGUUGCAUCAGCCGGCCAAUUGUCUCGAUGACCCGCCAGCAACAACCAGAACCGACAUUGGGUCCCAGCCCAAAAGCAAUCGAGUUAAUUCUUCAACUACGGCCGUCGAGGACUCCCGAAUGGCACAACAACACAAAUAUAGUCUGGCAGCCUUUCGUGACUCAAUCACACACCUCCAUCCGCUAUACUCGCGCACAAAACGUUCUGUGUUUCAUCAGUCUGUGGCGUCUCGCUCGUCAGCUGUCGAUCGUUUGCGGGCAGCCCUCAGCAUGCCUGACCUUGUUUCGACCCAGAGGGGGGACUCGUGCUCUGAAAAGAGCAGCUCGUACGCCUCAGGUCACAAUGUCUUCCAUUGCCAGCGUAGUUGCCUUCGUCGUACCAGGACCGCUCUGUUGCGUCACUUUACCUAUGCUGUAGAUAUCAGCCUCUUAAAGGGCAUGCCAUUUAGCAGCUUCCUACUCUCCACUCUGUUACUUUUCUUCUGGUGUAACGUGGCAUACUUUUUCCUGGCCAUAUAUGCUGUGCAAAAGGACAUUUCAUACACAAUGGCCGCAAUUCUCUACUCAAUAAUGGGAGCCUCUGACAUGGUCGGGGAGAUCGCCUUCGGCUGGACUGCUGACCAAGAAUGGUGCAAUAUCGUUUUUCUCUACUUCUGUGGUGUUCUCGUUUGUGGUGUAUCGACGAUGCUAGUCCCCUUGGCAACCAACUUCCCAGCUCUUGUUUGUUACAGCAGUAAGUUUGGGUUUUUCAAUUAGCAUGUUUUGCCUUUCAUAAAAGGUUGUUGGCAUUCCCCGCUCCCUAAUAAUAAUUGUAGGCAAUUGUACGGUAACCCCUGCAUCUUAACACACGGGCAUUUCACCGAAAUCUGUACAACAGGCAGCUGCUUUGUCUUCCCUCUCUCAAAUACUCGGGCUGCAGUAAGCGGCGAAGGGUACCUCGAUUUAUACGCACGACUGCCAAGUGCGGCUACAGCAGCCCAUGUAUAACUCCCAGCCAAGCGCUUGAUGUCUUGCGAACUGUUUUUCCUUGAAGUAAUGGCGGUUUUUUGAGAAAUUACAUCCUCAUAUGUGUUAGUGACGCAAGACACUUUGACUAAAAUAAUUUUCUUCGCAAUAGCGUUUAUAGUCUAAACUGAAAUUGAUGUGCAGAUUUGGAGGUCUUUGCAAUGCGGCCGAGCCCAAAAGUGGCCCGUCGGCGAUUCCUCUGGAAAGUCAAACACUAAGUUCAACCGAAUUAAUUACACUUUCGAAGCUAGAGUACUACCAGGAACCUCCGACCCCUUGCGGUUCCACAGGUGAGCCUAGUCCCUCGCCGUUGCAUCUUAUGGCGGUAGAGAGUUGACGAACCGCGUGUCGGAACUUUCAUAUACCUAGCCUGGUGGGCGUAUGGUAUUUCCAAACUUAUUCAAACCUGCAAUACAUGCGAGUUUUUCAAAAGUAUUGCACCAUUUGAUGUGCUUCCUUAUCUGUCCAUGACCAUAUUCUCGGGUUUAUGAAAGCAUUCUUGAUGAACCAAUGAACUGGACAACUUUAGAAGUAUCUAGGACAUCUGAAAGCCCGGGUUUUGUGUCAGAAGUAGAGGUUUUCCGCAAACAGCAAUUAUUUCCUCAGGGACUACCAUAUGUAAUAGAGGAAACACAUCCAGAACGAUUUUAUCGCUGGGUGUAGUUAGUUAACGGAUUUGAUUUACAGACUAUUGCAGAGUCCAUCGGUGUAAACAGUUUUAAACCCAGGGUAUCCUAUGCCUCCAUAAAUUUGGUUGUAACUUCUGUUAGUCCAAGCAAGGGAUGUUUCGCCAGUUCUUUCUGAGAAGAGUAAUUACCUUCGUAUAGAGAUAGAAAGGCGAAGGUAUGAUACUUAGCUAACAACUUCGUUUUCAGUUGGAUCCUGAUUGAAAUCAGUAUGCCGGAAUAUAUCAAUUUUUUCAAAGAGAACGUAGCUUGGAUUUUGGACGAGAAGCUACCUAGGGCGGUAUAACUGCCUAUUUUACUCGGCAGUCCAAGGAAUUAGCUUCCCUUCUUAUUUUGAAGGAGGAACUUGGAGACUUAAACUCGGGAAAUGUUUGCAAGACAGGUAGGGGGAAUUACAUGGACCAUUUCCGGCCAUCUGACGUCGUAAACCGGUCAGGCCAAAAAGAGUCUGGGCUGGAACCCAUGCUCCUUGGACACUAGUCAUUAAAGUCAGAGCUGUUCCUAUUAAGGAACAGACUCAGAUCCCCUUGGCUACGGUGAAGGAUAUUGAAGUUUACAUCUAAGUGCUCGACAGCUGCAAAGAAGCCAGCAACGGCGGACUUCAGGGUGGCGUUGAUUUGAGUCCUCGGUACUACUGCAACGCAGUUUUGGUGGCAUUAUUUACCUUAGAUAACUUUCUUUUUUUAGUUUUCUUUGGAUUUACGAUGGCCGCCAAUGAUUCGCUCUGCACAAUUUUCGUCAUCGAAUUUGCCGGCCUAAGUCGGCUAGUGAGUGGACUCGGUCUCUGUCUUUUUUGUCAGGGAAUCGCAAUGAUCCUUGGACCACCCUUUAUUGGUGAGUUGUCGGAUGUAUUCCCUUGUCUUUUGUCGAUUUCCAUUGGUUAUUCGAAUAACUAUGUGCACGUGACCUCUCUUGGGUGUGUUUAAACUUGCCAUUUCGGCCAUCGCAAACAACGACAUCCGAUGCGUAUCCCACGGAGUGAGUGCAGCAUUGUUGACUUGCGCGUGAAUUCGUCUACAGUGAGGCCUCUGUCUCACUCCCUCUUCUCUCUCACACACACACACACUUUAUUCUGAUGGCAAGACAAUGUCGGGACGACCGGAAGUGAGCGCGUUCGCAGUGGCUUACAAAACCAAACAGCCGGUCUUCUCGUGCCACAGACAAUCUGGUCCUCAUUACACGCACCAGGCUUCAGUAGGAGGGCUCGAAUCUCAUGCUCAGGAAUAUCAUAAAGGCAGCAUUUAGGUGGAUCUGCCGCAUCCGGACUCAGUCCUCGUUAUCUUGUCGGUUGGUAGCCUCCCAAGCCAUGACUUUCAGCGAAUCAGAUUUGUCAUAGUGAGGAAUGGGCGGACUUGUCGUGGGGACAGAUUUCCCAGGGUCUGCCUCACGCCAGCCUCCCUCCCUCACGCUCCCGUCGACCUCCCGAGCCUGUUGACACCUUUAUAUCACGUGUUUUCUGGUCAGCCGAAUUUAUCUUACCUCGGUAGCCGCAUCAUGCCACACUGAGAAUGCUCACUGAUUGCUCAUCACUGUGUGAAUGCGUGAAUCUCAUGGGCAGCAGGAACCAUGAGUUUGUCGAUGUCAUUCAGAAAUACUUGGUUGACAAAACGGAAGCACUUCUCGAACCGAAAAAUAGGUUUGUUUCAGCAUGAGCAAUGAGUCUGCAGUAAUAGCUUACUGUAUGGACGAAUCCCUUCAACUAAGAGUUGGGAUUUGGUGUCAAAAAAUCGCGAGCUUGGGCAACCUUUGACGGAUGCGGAACCAUGUCACCGAAGCAAGUAUGGUAGUCGACGAACUGUGCCAACCAGCUAAUAUGCAGGCAAAUGUGGGGACCGUGUAUGAUGUUAAAGUAGCCAAGGCAAUCAAAAAAUACACUUUCGGUGGUCUCCCCCACAACGUGUGCAGUUGAUCCCACGUUGCAAGUUAUCGACAUCACAAAUGAUUGCAUUCCGCUGCCGUCAGUCAGUGGGCGAUAACUGCGCAGAGUUAAACAAGUUGUUACAUCAGCCACACAAACUCUAGACCCCCCUCCUCCCGGCAAAACAUUCGUUAAGGCUCUGUUUUCAGCACAACGACCUAUGUGUUCAGUUGACCACCGCGACACCGUCGCCAACCACGGCGGAUUCGCAUAUAAUUAAAGACUAAAUGGUCGUGAAUGGAGGCGAAAGUUCGAGCUCCAAGUGUAUCUAUGGGUAAAGGAGAGGACUGCUCGAACACCGAAACAGCUUGCCAACAAAUUUACUUCACUUUUGGGCAGAUUAAGGGAACUCCAAUGCGCUUACCGGCUUCCGGCUUAUGUGGCAGAACGGGUCCUACAGGAGUUAAAGAAGAUUGCAUUCAUCCAGCCUGGACUGGUAUUUUGGCGCCGUCACGUAGACGACACGUUUUUUACCAUAAAGAUGAAUAUGCAAUAAAAUUUCUAGAACCUGCUCAAUGCAGUUCUCCCCGAGGGAAGAAGAAGGGGAGCAGCAGUUGUCCUUCCUUGAUGUGGCCUCCAGACGAAAUCUUAACAAUGAACUUAAAACGACGGUUUAUAGGAAGACAAUGAACACCACAUAACGUCUCAGUUUUCACAGCAACCAUCCAGUGGCUCACAAACGAACUUGUGUGAAAACGUUCUUCAAACGGACCCAGGCUAAUUAGUGCAAACCGGAGGGAAGAACACGUGAGGCUCGUAAUCUUCGCGAUCAGUUUUUGCGAAAUGACUAUCUGAGGGCAUUUAUAUGUCGCUGCCCACGCGGCCACCCGUAGAGGACUCAAACGAAAACACCGCCAAGAAUAUGACAUUAUCUCUUGCACUCUUAAGACCGUUUUUGAAGCGACGAGCGCGUUGCUGUGGAACUAUGUGCUGGAAUUGCACACUGUCCCAAAGCCACCAUGCGCAGCAGGACCAUGAAAAUAAAAGAUCUGUUAGAUCUUGAGGAGCCAUCCGGGGUAGCGUAUCACAUCCCAUGCCAAAACAGUCCUUGUAGCUACACAGGUCGGACUGGACGCAUGCUAGAAUCGCGCAUACGUGAACGUAAACUGGUUUUGUGAAAAGACGACGAAUUAUCACAAGCAGUUGCCCACACCUACGAAACCUGUCAAGAGUUCGUAACCACCAAGAUAAUCAUCCACGCCGAAGAUAAAAAAGACCGAGAACUGAUUGAAGCCUGGGCCUCGAGAACCCAGUCAAUCGAUUUAUCGAUCUGGCGCUGACGUACAAAGCCUUGCACAGUCACCUCUAGCCUUUCGUCAUUGAUCAGUGAUUGGCCAUCACCCCCUCUUACUGUAGUUCGUUUUGUUGUUGCUACUAUCCUUGACGAUGGACUCUUGCACGGGUCCUGAAGCUCAAAAUGAAAACUGUUCCGGUGCUCAACCAGUCUUCUUUAGAGUGAGAGAGAAAGAGUUUUUAAGUGUGAUUUCAAGUAAAAAAAGACUACUUCAGUGAGUCAGGCAUACUGCUUGUCAUGGAACAUACAGUAGAUGUGCUAACUCAUGAAAUGUCAACCAAAAUUUCGAAAUGCGUUCUUGUUUCGAAAAGAUAAAGUAAGUAGUGUUGUAAAACUAAUCAUGAUGCAGCACAAAUCUAUAAUGAUCCAGUUACCUCAGGCUUUCGAAAGAACUUAUUUUCGGCUGCAUGCAAGAUCUACACUCUGCAAAAAAUGACUACUUAUGUAGUAUGCAAUUUUCUCAUUGAUUUUCGAUGCCCUUGAAGAUUUAAUUAUAUUUCAUGGAAAACAUGCAUACAAAUAUUCAUUCCUUUACUUAUUCGGUAGAAAAUUACGUCUUCUUCCGAUUUCAUUCUCAAAAGAAGAGUAUAAUUCAGUUUUAAUAAAGUUUUUAAUUGUGAGAUUUUUUAAUACCGUUAAAUGGCCGUUCAUGAAACGUCAUGUAUCUGCAUUUACGAAUAUGGCUUGUAAAGUUAACAAUAUUGCUCAAAUCCACUGCUUAAUUUUAUGAACCUCAUAUGGUCUCCUCUUUACGCCGUAGAGAAAUGCAUGGUUUUCCGUACACGGAAAAUAUGCAGCUUGUAGUUUUGAAACCCUGAAUGCAAGUGUAACAGCAGGUCGGUUUCAAAAUUAUUCGGGAAUUAGAACAGUUUUUUGAAACCGAAUUAUACCCUUCUUUUGAGUAUGAAAUCGGAAGGAGUUGUGAUUUUCUACCGAAUAAGUAAAAGAAUGAAUAUUUUGAUGCAUGUUUUCCAUGAAAUAUAAUUGAAUUUUCAAGGGCAUCGAAAAUCAAUGAGAAAAUUGCAUGUUACUUAAGUAGUCAUUUUUUGCAGAGUAUAGAUCUUGCAUGCAGCCGAAAAUAAGUUCUUUCGAAAGCCGAAACCCCGAGGUAACUGGAUCAUUAUGGAUUUGUGCUGCAUCAUGAUUAGUUCUACAACACCACUUAAUUUAUCUUUUCGAAACGAGAACGCAUUUCGAAAUUGUGGUUGACAUUUCAUGAGUUAGCACAUCUACUGUACCUCAGGUCAUCCAACAUUAGACACUUGUUUUUGAUUGACCUCUUCCGAACCACAUGCGCAGGCAACACUCGUCUCACUAAAAGUAAUGGUAUUUUUAAGUUAAUUCUUUGUGUUAGUAUGAACUCACUUAUAUUUUGUGGAAGCUACACAAGCAUCUCACCUCAUUAAUGUUGUAUGAUUUAUCAUGCAACGUUGAACUUCCUGCCCUUGUGAAAAGAGCCCCUGAUAAUCACAAACUAUCACCGUAAACGUCGAUCUCGCUGUGUACUUCGAAAGCAUGAUCAAUAAAUACGUAAAUACUAGGCGCAAGGCCAAUAGUGCGGGCUCUCCAUCAUCGUUCCUAAGAAAUACACACCUCGAAAGUAGACGGAUAAAAUAAACAGGUCGUUGAUAGUGAGCUUUUGCUCGUAUAUUUGACGCGGUAGGGUGUGGAAGUACUCAUUCAAAGCAAGCAUGUUUAACGUCAGUUACAAUUGUGAACUCUUUUAGUUAAAAAACCACACCAGUCACAUUUUCAUGAGUCCCUACGUCUGUCAUGUGGUCGUUCAUCUUAAACAAAAUCGUGCGGACGACUCCGGAGUUUAAAAUGUAAGCGCCGCCAAGCAAACCCUGUUAGUGGCAAUGAAUGCCCUCUGAGCUCACAGUCAUGUCCUGCGUUCGCUUAGAAGGAUCAUCUUGACCAGGUUCUCGCCUAUUCCUCGUCCACUCAGUUUACCGGUUUGAGACCAACUCGAUGGGGCCGAGCGUGCCUUUUCUCACCUUGCUGAACCCAAGUUAGCAAGAGUUGACUGUAAACCUGUUUUCUGCCUCGCUGUCUACGCUCGUCGUGGCUAACAUGCCAACUGCGCUUACGAUUUUACUGUUUUCUGAUGGUAAUGGAAAAUGAUUGUUCGGGACGCUUUGGAUCUACAGCGUCCAACUGACCGGUGAAGUCCUCACGAAGUCCAACAAAUUGCCUGAGAAUCGACGUAAGCACGUGUUUGCUGUUUCUCCAUAUCGCAACCCCACGCAAGUAAUCCCUUCGCUUUUAAAUGACAUUUUAAAAUGUCAGCUUGUUAUUCGCACCGGAACUCUGUCGAGUAAAGCCAGUGGGACCGGCUGCGAGUACAUACGUACGGUCAUUCACGAAAAUACAGCAGAUGUGCUAACCUAUGAAAUGUCAACCGAAAUUCUAACAUGCGCCGUCGACUCGAGAAGAUUACAUGAAUAUGGUUGCAAUAUUAAUUACCGUGCGGCACAAUCCCGCGAUAUUUCAGUUCCUUCGGGAUGCCGACCUUUGAACUAAUUUAUUUCCGGCCGCCUGCAAAAACUGGACUCCGUAAAAAACGACUACUUAAGUGGUAUGAAUUUUUCUCAUUGAUUUUCGGUCUUUGUAAAUCCAAGCAUGCUUAAUAGAAAGCACGCAUCAAAAUACUCAUUCUUUUACUCAUUUGGAAGGAAAUUACGUCUCCUUUCAAUUUUAUACUUGUAGGAAGGGUAUAGUUCGGUUUUAGAAAAAGUUUCUAACUGUGUGAUUUUUUAGACUGUGAAAUGCCCGUUCAUAAAACGUCGUGCCUCUUCAUUUACUAGUGUUCCUUGUAAAGUUUACAGUAUAACUCAAAUCCUUUGCCAGAUUUUAUGAACCCCAUAUGGUCUCCUCUUAAUAGCGUAUAGAAAUGUAUGGUUUUCCGUGCACAGAAAAUAUACAGCUUGUAGUUUGGUGAUCUUGAAUGCAGAUGUAACGGCAGGUCGGGUUCAAAUUAUUCAGGAAUCGGAAAAGUCUUCUAAACCAAAUUAUACCCUUUCUUCAAGUAUAAAAUUCAAAGGCGUAAUUUCUACCAAAUGAUCAAAAGAAUGGAUAUUUGUAUGCAGGCUUUCCAUGAAAAAUUUAAAUAUAUAAGGGAAUUAAAAAUCAAUGGGAAAAAUUCAUACCACUUAAGUAAUCACUUUGUACAUAGUGUAGUUCUUGCAUGCGACCGGAAAAAUGUUUGUACAAAAGCCGGCAUCCUGUAGUAACUGAAAUAUCUUAGGAUUAUGUUGCACAGUAAUUAAUAUUAAAACCCUGCUCAAGUAAUCUUUUGAAGUUAGAAAUGCAUUUCAGAAUUUCGGUUAACAUUCCAUGAGUUAGCACAUCUACUGUAAGUACACACCCAUUGUAGUAUGUCCGAAAAAUCUACACUAAAGCAGCAAGAUCUAAGUUUAAAACAUAUGAUAAGAUUUAAAAAGCAUUUCACAGGGUGCAAUUAUACUGGGAGAAAACAAAGAUAAAUGCCAGUUAGGUCAGUCGAUCGACCGGCUAAAUAACUGAUAGUGUCAGAAAAAACAAUAACUUACUUUUCUGUCACGAAGCCCCCUGCUGACACAGGAAUUUGCAUCGCCGUACUACGAGUGGCCUUUUGCUAAAGUCGGGGGAUACUUGUUCUUGUGUCCUAACUUUUAAACUCAUAACCCUAAAACUAACCCCCUUGGCCUUUGCCCUAGUCCCGACUGCCGUAACACUAGCUCUAAACAUAAUCUUCCCAGAAAUCUACCACAAGACGUAAUUUUCUAACUAGCGAACAAAAGAACGAAUUUUGUAAGCACGUUUUCCAUGAAAUUUAAUGGCAUCGAAAAUCAAUGAGAACAGUUCGUGCUAUCUGAGUAGUCGUUUUGUGCAGAGUAUGGUUUCUACAUGCGGACGUGGAAAAAUUCGUUCAAAAGUCAGCAUCUCGCGACAACUGAAAUAUUAUACAAUUAUGCUAAACAAUGAUUAAUUUUAAAUCCCUACUCAAAUAAUCUUUUUGAAACGAAAACGCAUUCAAGAAUAUCGGGUAACAUUUCAUGAGUUCGCACACUUACUCUACAUUUGGAUGUAGGUAGAUUGACUUGACGCAAAGACUAAUGGCAGUUUGGCCAGUCGAUCGCCCGUCUAAAGAGCUGAUAGUGUCAGAAAAAACAUCUACCUGCUUUUCUGUCGUAAAGCUCCAUGCGGACACAGGAAUUUGCAUCCCGGUAUUACGAGUAGCCUUUCGCCAAAUUCAGGGGGGUACUUGUACCUGUGUCCUAACUUUUAAACUCACACCCCUAGCUCCAACCCUCAAAGCCUUUGUCUUAAUUCCAACCGCCCUAAAUCUGCCCUCUAAACAUAACACUCCCUGAAAUUUAGCACAAGGUCACCCAUAAUACAAAAGUUCAUUGUCCUGCACCCCCUUCUAGAAACUCCUUCUAGACAACGGACAUACCGCUGGCCAAAAAUUAGUCUGCAUUCACAGAAAGCAACAUGUUUGACCGGGGGGGAAAGGUUGUCCACAUGCAGGGGCUAGAUAAAACCUGAAUUUUGGGACAGUUUAGACGCAUCGAGAAUGUAGCUCUGCCUCGAUAAUCCCCAUCGUGCCACUUUGUUAUGGCGUGCGCCGAUCCAUCCGGAUUUCGGAAAAUACAAAACCUUCCGAUAAGGCAAGAGGGAGGACGAAAAUCCAAAAACUUCUUUCGAACACAACUUAUUCUACGACAAAGAUAACCGUACUCUGACUACGCCGAAGGGCGUGCGAAGUGGUUGACCACGAGUCUUCUAUAGGCCACUCGGGAUUCCGCCCUGUCACCAUAUCCCAGACAGACAACAUACUUCCUAAUAAUGAUGGUUGUAUAAAGCGCUCGGAAGCAAUAAGGCGAUUUAUGUGGACAGGUCGCGGGCCCUUCCUAACCUUCCUGUCCUUCUUUCACGCUUUCAUACCUUUUCCCUCAUUCGCUUUUAGGUUUCAUAAUCGAUUCUACUGGCUCUGACUCUCUUGCCUUCGCAGUGGGCGGUGCCGGUAUUGUGGCCUCGGCCCUUGUCAUGAUCCCGGUCAUUGUCCAGGAGCAGCGUAGACGGAUCGCUAGACGCCGUCGGCGGGCCCUACGUAUGCAGAUGAAGAGAACCGGUUCCACUGUGAGCUCUGCUGGGGAAGUACAUCCGUCUCUGCAGCAAUCUUCGCAGCUGACGGUCCCCGACCAGUCCCCCUAG
This is a messenger RNA of Spirometra erinaceieuropaei, 12190 nucleotides long. NCBI's taxonomy places the organism in Eukaryota, Metazoa, Platyhelminthes, Cestoda, Diphyllobothriidea, Diphyllobothriidae. The record is from the annotation of a GenBank genome assembly.